Molecule: messenger RNA, 687 nt
Organism: Cavia porcellus (domestic guinea pig)
Lineage: Eukaryota; Metazoa; Chordata; Mammalia; Rodentia; Caviidae
Gene: Glod5
Product: glyoxalase domain containing 5
Exons: 4
Coding region: 107-580 (157 amino acids)
Source: RefSeq, a predicted model, not a curated record
UGGCUUUGCACCACCUACCUCUGCCGGUCCCGCCCACCCUCUCCUGCCCCUUGACCUGCGGGAGCACAGCCUCAGUCGGCUCCAGCACCAGGACAUCCACCGUGUCAUGCUGCGCCCGCUGCUCGCCAGGCUGUGGAGCAUGACUGCGGGGACUCAGUCAUGGAGAAACAGCAGUCAGACCCUGUCCCCGUCCCCGUGCCUUAUCCAGAGACUUGACCACAUCGUUAUGACAGUAAAGAGCAUCAAAGACACCACCAUGUUUUACUCCAAUGUCCUGGGCAUGAAGGUGACAACUUUCAAGGGAGAUCGGAAAGCACUAUGUUUUGGAGACCAGAAAUUUAACCUCCAUGAGAUGGGAAAGGAAUUUGAACCCAAAGCCAUUCACCCCUUGCCUGGAUCCCUGGACAUUUGUCUGAUCACAGAGGCGCCUCUGGAGGAGAUGAUCCAGCGCCUCAAGGCUUUUGAUGUCCCCAUUGAGGAGGGCCCAGUCCCCAGAACAGGGGCAAAGGGGCCAAUUAUGUCCAUUUACUUCCGAGACCCAGACAGAAACUUGAUUGAAGUGUCCAACUACAUCUCCUGAUCACCACCACCCUUCAUCUGUUUCCCCUCGUGCAGGUUUGAGACUAAACCUAUUGUCUGAGGGCAUCAUCCAAGCCACACAAUAAAUGAACUGUGUCCCUGAAUGCA